AAUCCAAUCUUUUCUUCUCAGUCUAAUGUCCACAGCAUCAUGUGAUUCAAUCGAAGCCCUCAAUCUAUCAGAUUUUUCUAGGGUUUCAGCCUAGUAACCCUAACCUCAAUGCUCUGGUUUCCUCGCUGGAAGUUAUUUUAGGUUUGAUACAAUUGGGAGAAUUUGAGAAGAAAUGGUAAAUUUGGGACCAAAGAAGUCUCCCUUAAGUUCAGUCAUCUUAAUUUUUAGAAUUCCUUACUAUACGCAAUGGGGACAAAGCCUGCUGAUUUCUGGCUCAGAACCAGCGCUUGGGGGAGGGAAUGUAAAACUUGGCUUGGGUUUGGUUCCAUUUCAUCAAGGAGAGGAACUUAUUUGGCAUGGAAGAAUUUCUGUGCCAAUUGGAUUUCGGUGUGAAUACAGCUAUUAUUUGGUUGAUGACAAUAGAAAUAUUUUGAGGUGGGAAGCUGGGAAAAAACGGAAUUUUUCAUUGCCCGAAGGAAUUAAGGAGGGAGAAGUGGUGGAAAUUCAUGAUCUUUGGAAGACAGCUUCAGAAGCUCUUUUCUUGAGAAGCGCCUUCAAAACUGUUAUAUUUGGUGGCGGCCUAAACUUCGAACCAGAACCACCCUUGCGAACCAAUCAGACAAAAGACAAUCAUGAAGAUUCCAUUGUUGUUGUGUUCAAGAUUAGCUGCCCAACUAUAGAAGAAGGAACAUCUAUAGAAGAAGGAACAUCUGUUUAUGUCACAGGUAGUGUACCUCAAUUAGGGCAAUGGAGGGUUGAAGAUGGAUUGAGGCUUAACUAUAUUGGAGAUUCUAUUUGGGAAUCCCAUUCAGUUGUAAGAAAAGUUGAUUUCCCAAUAAAAUACAAGUAUUAUCACAGUUGCAAGCAGCAAGAUGCUUCUUUGGAAAUUGGUCCUUACAGGGAAUUAGCGCUUGACACGACAUCAAACUCGAUUCCAAAAUAUGUUCUUCUGUCUGAUGGAUCCUUUAGGAGAAUUCCUUGGAGGGGUGCUGGUGUUGCGAUACCCAUGUUUUCUAUUAGGAGCAUCGAUGACCUCGGCGUCGGGGAAUUUCUUGAUCUAAAACUACUUGUUGAUUGGGCAGUGGAAACAGGCUUUCAUUUAGUUCAAUUAUUGCCUAUAAAUGAUACUUCAGUUCAUGGAAUGUGGUGGGAUUCAUAUCCCUACAGUUCUCUUUCUGUGUUUGCCCUGCACCCUUUGUAUCUUCGAGUUCAAGCACUUUCAGAAAAAAUUCCUCAAGAUUUGAAGCAAGAGAUUUUGAUGCAAAAGGAGGGGCUGAACGGAAAGGAUGUUGAUUAUGAGGCCACAAUGACUGCUAAAUUAGCCAUUGCAAAGAAAAUAUUCAACCUUGAGAAGGAUGAGAUACUUGGUUCCAAACCCUUCUUGAAAUUCUUAUCAGAUAAUGAGGAGUGGUUGAAACCUUAUGCAGCAUUUUGUUUUUUGAGGGAUUUCUUUGGAACAUCAGAUCAUAGCCAAUGGGGUCGCUUUUCGCAAUUUUCAAAAGAGAAGCUGGAGAAGCUCAUCUCAAAGGACAACUUACACUAUGAUGUCAUCUGUUUUCAAUAUUACAUUCAGUACCAUCUUCAUUUGCAAUUAUCAGAAGCAGCAGCUUAUGCAAGAAGAAAAAAAGUUGUUUUGAAAGGAGAUUUACCAAUAGGAGUUGAUAGGAAUAGUGUUGAUACAUGGGUUUAUCCAAACCUAUUUCGAAUGAAUACGUCUACUGGAGCACCUCCAGAUUAUUUUGACAAGAAUGGACAAAACUGGGGAUUCCCUACCUACAACUGGGAAGAAAUGUCAAAAGAUAAUUAUGCAUGGUGGAGAGCUCGUCUUAGUCAGAUGGCAAAGUAUUUCUCAGCAUAUAGGAUUGAUCAUAUAUUAGGUUUCUUUAGAAUCUGGGAGCUUCCUAACCAUGCUGCAACCGGUUUAGUCGGGAAAUUUCGCCCAUCCAUUGCGCUGAGCCAGGAAGAGCUGGAGAGGGAAGGAAUUUGGGAUUUUGAUCGAUUGAGCUGUCCUUAUAUUCGGCAAAAUAUUCUACAGGAUAAAUUUGGAGCCAAGUGGAUGGUUAUUGCUUCAUGUUUCCUUAACGAAUAUGCGAAAGAAUGUUUUGAGUUCAAGGAAGACUGCAAUACAGAGAAGAAAAUUAUUGAGAAGCUGGUGCUGAUCCCAGAGAAAUCAUUGUGGGCUGGUAAGGAAAUUGAGGUGCAGAGAAGUCUCCUCGAUCUCUUACAGAACAUAGUUCUUAUUCAAGAUCCGGAAGAGCAAGGGAAGUUUUAUCCUCGGUUCAAUCUGGAAGACACAUCAAGCUUUCAAGAUCUAGAUGAUCACAGCAAAAAUGUUCUCAAACGAUUCUACUACGAUUAUUAUUUCCACCGUCAAGAAAAUCUUUGGCGUCAAAACGCAUUGAAGACUCUACCUGUCCUGUUGAGCUCGUCAGAUAUGCUCGCUUGUGGUGAAGAUCUUGGUCUUAUACCUUCUUGCGUUCAUCCUGUUAUGGAAGAGCUGGGAUUGAUAGGCCUAAGAAUUCAGAGAAUGCCAAGUGAGCCAGAACUGGAGUUUGGCAUUCCUUCUCAGUACAGUUAUAUGACGGUUUGCGCGCCGUCGUGCCAUGAUUGUUCGACCAUGCGGGCAUGGUGGGAAGAAGAUGAGGAUCGAAGAUUCCGCUUUUAUAAAGAUGUGAUUGGCUCCAAUGAUGAGCCCCCAGCUCAAUGCACACCUGAAGUAGCCAACUUCAUCAUCCAUCAGCAUCUUUUUGCUCCAUCAAUGUGGGCAAUCUUCCCCCUUCAGGAUUUACUGGCACUGAAAGAAGACUACACAGACAGACCAGCAAAUGAGGAAACCAUAAAUGAUCCAACAAACCCUCGGCAUUAUUGGCGAUAUCGAUUACAUGUGACUCUGGAAUCACUAUUAAAGGAUGAGGAUCUGAAGAUGAAGAUUAGAAGUCUAGUGAUUGGCAGUGGAAGAGCUUACCCCACUUCUGAAGUAGAAAUAAAGAAGAAGAAAGGGGUGGAGAACAUAGAGAGCAAGAUCUGCAACAUCCAACUGAAUGUUGAUUGAUUUUAUUCAGCUGCUAUUCUCUGUUCUGUUCCUGUUAGUGUUAGAAAAUAAUAAGGCAGCUUUAUUUGUGAAGUUCAGAGCAGUCAAAAUAUUUUAUUUUCUUUCAAUAAAUCAUGUGAUGGUUUAAACCUUUAUUUUAUUUUAUGAGGUUUGUAUGAAAUGGUAAUUUGCAUACGUAGUACACGAUUCUUAUGUAUUUAUACACGUAGAACUUUGGUGAGUAUUUGACUUUUUUAGAAUUUGUAAUCGUGUUAUUUGUUAUUUGAUGUUAAAGAUUUGAGUGUUGUGUGUAAAUAUGAGAAUUUAGGUGCGAUGUGUGAAUACAUAAAUAAUGUGUGAUAUGUAUGUAAGUGCCCCAUAAAUAAAAUUAUGAGAUGAGACAUCGGUA
Messenger RNA from Phalaenopsis equestris, 3440 nucleotides. Its product is annotated as 4-alpha-glucanotransferase DPE2. The record is from RefSeq and is a predicted model, not a curated record. The transcript has 23 exons. Gene Ontology annotation, molecular function: starch binding; 4-alpha-glucanotransferase activity. Bases 173 to 3052 code for a protein of 959 amino acids. Lineage: Eukaryota; Viridiplantae; Streptophyta; Magnoliopsida; Asparagales; Orchidaceae. Gene Ontology annotation, biological process: carbohydrate metabolic process.